AUGGAAGCGAAGCAGCAAAGAAGUGAUGCUCCGCCACCGCUGUAUGGCCGGAGAUGGAGCAGCGAACCUCGAACUACUACCACUGCGCUACCACCUCCCUCCGUUUCUUCAGCUUCAUCCUCUCCCGUCACCGCUGCUGCUGCUCCUACUCAUUCUCGUUCCUCUUCUGUGACCUCCAUUUCCACCAUUAAGCGGAAUCAGAACUAUGCUGCCAAAGCUGCCGCUCAGCGCCUCGCUCAGGUUAUGGCUUCUCAAGCAGCUUCAGACGACAUUGACGGCGAUGACAUUGAUGACUACCGCAACGGUGGCACCGACUUUGAUCUCGACUUCAGAUUCGGCGCUCCUCUGCCUCCUCCGAGACCGCAUCCGAGAAAUGUGGUCAGCUCUAACGGCAUUAAUGGAAGUGAUGCUGCUAGUUUGAGGCCUUCUGGCGUCACGUCCACAAAGAUCAAUAGAUCUUCUUCAACUGAGCUAACUCGCAAUAUACUGGAAGAUACUUCUUCAAAUCGGUCAGCAUCAACUGGAAGACCGUCCAUGUCCAUUCGCACGACACCAUCCGUACCACUUGCAAAACCAUCACUUAAGACUGCAGCUCCAAUACCACCACUUGACCCUCCUACUAGCAAGCCGAGGGAGAAAAGGUUUUCACCCGAUCUUGGCCAAUUGAACAUAAAAGGUGCAGGAGAUCCACGCGAGGCAUCUGCAUUGCAUGACGAGCUAGAUAUGCUACAAGAAGAAAAUGAGAGUCUUCUUGAAAAGCUGAGGGUGGCAGAAGAGAGUUGUGAGGAAGCAGAAACUAGAGUUAAGGAACUUGAGAAGCAGGUUGCUGCUCUAGGUGAAGGAGUGUCUUUGGAAGCUAAAUUGUUAAGCAGAAAAGAAGCUGCUCUGCGCCAAAGAGAGGCUGCACUCAAAGAGGCAAAACAGGCAAAAGAUGGAACUGAUGUUGAAAUUUCAUCACUGCGAUCAGCUGUAAAGAAUGCAAAGAGUGAAGCAGAAGCAGCAGCUGAUCAGCUUCGGGAAGCUGAAUUGGAAGUCAAAGGUCUUCAAUCAAUGACACAGAGAAUGGUCCUGACACAAAGUGAAAUGGAGGAAGUUGUGCUUAAAAGGUGUUGGCUUGCACGUUAUUGGGGUCUAGCUGUGAAGUAUGAUAUCUGUUCUGAUAUUGCUGUUGGGAAGUAUGAAUACUGGUCAUCAUUAGCACCUCUUCCUUUUGAAGUUGUCCUUUCGGCUGGACAAAAGGCUAAGGAGACAUCCUUGGACAAAGGCGAUUCUGACCCAGAGCGAGGAAAACUAGUUCAGGACUUCAAUGAUCUCACAGGAGAAGGAAAUAUUGAGAGUAUGCUCGCUGUAGAAAAGGGGUUGAAGGAGCUUGUUUCUUUGAAGGUUGAAGAUGCCAUUGUGCUUUCAUUGGCUCAAACAAGGCGUCCAAAUUCUUCCAGGAUAUCUUUUUCAGAUAUCAAGUCACCAGGGGACCCGAAGUUUAUGGAAGCAUUUGAAUUGAGUCCCGAGGAAUCUGAGGAUGUCCUUUUCAAGGAGGCUUGGCUUACUUACUUCUGGAAGAGAGCGAAAGCGCACGGGAUUGAGGAGGAAAUAGCUGAAAAAAGAGUUAAAUUUUGGAUAAGCCGCAGCGCCCACUCUCCAACGUCUCAUGAUGCUGUUGAUGUGGAGCAAGGGCUGAUGGAACUGAGGAAAUUAGAUAUCGAACAACGAUUAUGGGAGACAUCCCGCAAAGAGACAGACCAUAGCUCUUCCCUUCAAAAUGGUCCUAAAUCUGGGGAGCAACCAAAGAGAUCGGCUUGGUAG
Messenger RNA from Oldenlandia corymbosa var. corymbosa, 1803 nucleotides. The record is from the annotation of a GenBank genome assembly. NCBI's taxonomy places the organism in Eukaryota, Viridiplantae, Streptophyta, Magnoliopsida, Gentianales, Rubiaceae.